Molecule: messenger RNA, 3416 nt
Organism: Rana temporaria (common frog)
Lineage: Eukaryota; Metazoa; Chordata; Amphibia; Anura; Ranidae
Gene: CDC14B
Product: cell division cycle 14B
Exons: 15
Coding region: 7-2898 (963 amino acids)
Biological process (GO): positive regulation of cytokinesis; regulation of exit from mitosis; microtubule cytoskeleton organization
Cellular component (GO): centrosome; mitotic spindle; spindle pole
Molecular function (GO): protein tyrosine/serine/threonine phosphatase activity; protein serine/threonine phosphatase activity
Source: RefSeq, a predicted model, not a curated record
ACCAGUAUGACAGGUAAGGGUGACAUCUACAUCAGUAUCACAGGUAAGGGUGACAUCUACAUCAGUAUCACAGGUAAGGGUGACACCUACAUCAGUAUCACAGGUAAGGGUGACAUCUACAUCAGUAUCACAGGUAAGGGUGACAUCUACAUCAGUAUCACAGGUAAGGGUGACAUCUACAUCAGUAUCACAGGUAAGGGUGACAUCUAUAUUAGUAUGACAGGUAAGGGUGACAUCUACAUCAGUAUCACAGGUAAGGGUGACAUCUACAUCAGUAUCACAGGUAAGGGUGACACCUACAUCAGUAUCACAGGUAAGGGUGACAUCUACAUCAGUAUCACAGGUAAGGGUGACAUCUACAUCAGUAUCACAGGUAAGGGUGACAUCUACAUCAGUAUCACAGGUAAGGGUGACAUCUACAUCAGUAUCACAGGUAAGGGUGACAUCUACAUCAGUAUCACAGGUAAGGGUGACAUCUACAUCAGUAUGACAGGUAAGGGUGACAUCUACAUCAGUAUCACAGGUAAGGGUGACAUCUACAUCAGUAUCACAGGUAAGGGUGACACCUACAUCAGUAUCACAGGUAAGGGUGACAUCUACAUCAGUAUCACAGGUAAGGGUGACAUCUACAUCAGUAUGACAGGUAAGGGUGACAUCUACAUCAGUAUCACAGGUAAGGGUGACAUCUACAUCAGUAUCACAGGUAAGGGUGACACCUACAUCAGUAUCACAGGUAAGGGUGACAUCUACAUCAGUAUCACAGGUAAGGGUGACAUCUACAUCAGUAUCACAGGUAAGGGUGACAUCUACAUCAGUAUCACAGGUAAGGGUGACAUCUACAUCAGUAUGACAGGUAAGGGUGACAUCUACAUCAGUAUCACAGGUAAGGGUGACAUCUACAUCAGUAUCACAGGUAAGGGUGACACCUACAUCAGUAUCACAGGUAAGGGUGACAUCUACAUCAGUAUCACAGGUAAGGGUGACAUCUACAUCAGUAUCACAGGUAAGGGUGACAUCUACAUCAGUAUCACAGGUAAGGGUGACAUCUACAUCAGUAUGACAGGUAAGGGUGACAUCUACAUCAGUAUCACAGGUAAGGGUGACAUCUACAUCAGUAUCACAGGUAAGGGUGACAUCUACAUCAGUAUCACAGGUAAGGGUGACAUCUACAUCAGUAUCACAGGUAAGGGUGACAUCUACAUCAGUAUCACAGGUAAGGGUGACAUCUACAUCAGUAUCACAGGUAAGGGUGACAUCUACAUCAGUAUCACAGGUAAGGGUGACAUCUACAUCAGUAUCACAGGUAAGGGUGACAUCUACAUCAGUAUCACAGGUAAGGGUGACAUCUACAUCAGUAUCACAGGUAAGGGUGACAUCUACAUCAGUAUCACAGGUAAGGGUGACAUCUACAUCAGUAUCACAGGUAAGGGUGACAUCUACAUCAGUAUCACAGGUAAGGGUGACAUCUACAUCAGUAUCACAGGUAAGGGUGACAUCUACAUCAGUAUCACAGAUCGGCUAUACUUUUCCAUCCUGUGCUGUAAACCAAAGGCCACUCCAAGCACACAUUACUUCUCCACCGACGAUGAACUAGUCUAUGAAAAUUUCUAUGCGGACUUUGGACCGCUGAACUUGGCCAUGCUGUAUAAAUACUGCUGCAAGCUAAAUAAGAAAAUCAAGUCCUUUUGUUCCACAAAGAAGAUUGUCCAUUACACCAACAAAGACCAGAAAAAACAAGCCAACGCUGCCUUUUUAAUAGGAAGUUAUGCUAUAAUAUACUUGAAGAAACUCCCUGAGGAAAUGUACAGAAUUUUACAGUUGGGCAAUGUUUACCUUCCAUUUAGGGAUGCCUCGUUUGGUACCUGUAGUUUUCAUCUAACUCUUCUUGACUGUUUCCAUGCUGUGCACAAGGCUUUGCAGUAUCAAUUCUUUGAUUUUAGGAACUUUGAUCUGGAUGAAUACCAGCAUUAUGAGAGAGCUGAAAAUGGAGAUUUCAAUUGGAUAAUCCCAGAAAAAUUUCUAGCUUUUAGUGGACCUCAUCAAAAGAGUAAAAUGGAAAAUGGUUACCCCCAUCAUGCCCCAGAAGCAUACUUCCCAUAUUUCAGAGCACGUGACGUUUCUACUAUUAUACGUCUAAACAAAAAAAUGUACGAAGCAAAGCGGUUUACCGAUGCCAGCUUUGAGCACCAUGACCUUUUCUUUGUGGAUGGAAGUACUCCUUGUGAUUCUAUAUUGAAGAAGUUUUUAAACAUCUGUGAAAAUGCAGAAGGGGCUAUAGCUGUACACUGCAAAGCUGGACUAGGUAGGACAGGCACCCUGAUUGCAUGCUAUAUGAUGAAGCAUUAUAGUAUGACAGCGGCUGAGUGCAUUGCUUGGAUUCGGAUAUGUCGGCCUGGCUCUGUGAUUGGACCGCAACAGCAGUACCUUGUGGACAAGCAAGCGAGCCUUUGGAUGGAAGGAGACAUUUACCGCAAAAAGCAGAGAGAGCAGGAAAAUGGAAACAAUGUGUCAAUGACGUUUAUACUCUCUGGAGUAGAUGACAUUUCUCUUCGGGAUGAUCUGAGCAAAGCAUCUGGCAAAGAAGACAUUGAACUGUACAGUGAUGACGAAGCCAAUGGUGUGACCCAGGGCGAUAAACUCCAUGCCUUGAAGUGCAAGCGACAGACCAGAACAUCAUCGGCAGCUCCAUUGUCAGUAAUUCUGCAGUCCAGUGUGCAAAACCCCAGAUCAGGUUUAACUGGCAGUUCAUCCUAUACAAAAAGGACCACCAGGUCUUCUGCAGGGAGCAGCACAUUGAGAGGCGUGAUUCCCGAGCGGAAGAAAAGGAUUGCUUUGCACCAAAUGCGCUUAAUGAAAUUAUGCCACACUAUUCCUCGUGCUCGGACAGUGCUACGAUAAGUAAGACAAGCUGGAGCUGAAGAACGCCUUUUUAAAAUGAAGGAAAAAAAUAUCUUUGGAAGAAAACGGACUUCCCAAAUUGUAGAAUACAGAACCUCAGUUUGCCUUUAUUUACCCUCCAUGUAAAGGAUCCACUGUUUUACAUCUGCUUCCUCACCAGCAAGCCAGAACUAUCCCUGUCACUAGCCUAUUGCAGUCUACGUGUCCAGUGCUUAUUCGAUCCUCCAGCUGUUGUGGCAGGCUCCAGCAUGCAGUAGAGCACUGCCAGCAUAUAGCAUGUAUAUAGCGAUGGCAAUCAUUUUUGGUGUAUUUCAGUGGGACCAGAGCACCAUAUCACCAGGUGUAUGCGUUCACCUACAUGCUCAAGGGAUUUGACAUCGUACUACACAUUCCAUCGUCCUGUCAUUUUAUUUUUCCUUGUUUUAAAAGGAGACUCUUCACAAUAUUGUGUGUGUAUAUAUACAGUACAUAACCCCGUUUUGUUUGAAUUCUCAUGAUACCAAAGGAUGUUCUGCCCC